Rhincodon typus (whale shark) is the source of this 784-nucleotide messenger RNA. RefSeq names its product lysosomal cobalamin transporter ABCD4-like. Gene Ontology annotation, cellular component: peroxisomal membrane. The transcript has 7 exons. Gene Ontology annotation, molecular function: ATP binding; long-chain fatty acid transmembrane transporter activity; ABC-type transporter activity. NCBI's taxonomy places the organism in Eukaryota, Metazoa, Chordata, Chondrichthyes, Orectolobiformes, Rhincodontidae. The coding region runs from base 50 to 784 and encodes 244 amino acids. The record is from RefSeq and is a predicted model, not a curated record. Gene Ontology annotation, biological process: very long-chain fatty acid catabolic process; long-chain fatty acid import into peroxisome; peroxisome organization.
ACCACGCCCGUACCCCUGUCUGCUGACAACCAGCUGGUGCAGAGGGGUGAUGCCACGGCGCAGGUGGCAGGGCCGCCCCCCGGGGCAGAAUUACAGCAGACCAAAGCUAGACCUUUUGUUUGUCAGACGAUUCUUCCAUAUCCAGGCAAUCCUGUUCCCGUCUUGGUCAUCACAGAGUGUUCUGAUGUUUGUUACGUUGCUGGUUGUUGCUCUCCUCGAGCAGCUGGUAGUCUAUCAGGUGGGAAUUAUUCCGAGCCACUUCUUCAAGGUUCUGGGUGAGAAAGAUGUUGUUGGCUUCAGACAAAUCACUAUUGUGGCCAUCUGCCUCAUUGUGGCCAACUCUCUGUUGAAGAGUUUUGAUCAGUUCAUCUCGAGUUUGAUGUAUGUAUAUUGGAGACGGAUUCUGACCAUGGACCUCCACAAGGCCUACUUCAGGAAGAAAGUCUACUACACCCUUAACGUACUCCACGCUGAGUUGGAUAAUCCGGAUCAGCGUAUCAGCCAAGAUGUGGAGAGGUUCUGCAAAGGAAUGAGCAAAAUGGCCAGCAACCUCAUCAUCUCGCCAUUCACCCUGGCUUAUUACACCUACCAGUGCUUUUACAGUACAGGCUGGCUGGGUCCAAUCAGCAUCUUCAUUUAUUUCUUCAUUGGUUCAGUAAUCAAUAAGAUUCUAAUGGAACCGAUCGUCUCAACCCUUGUCCAGCAGGAGAAGCUGGAGGGAGACUUCAGGUUCAAGCACAUGCAGAUCCGUAUUAAUGCUGAGUCAGCUGCAUUCUACAGGUAA